AUGGUGGGCGACACACCUACUGCGCAGAAUCUCAACACUCUUUGUAUGGAUACAUCAAAACAAAAAAAACCUGAUCGGCUCCUCAAAACGAGUCGCACCGAGAGACAGACACUGAGCAUCACUGACCUAUCGCCAGAACCCUGGUUCCCCAAGUUCUUGAUUAUUCAGGCAAGUGACGAAAACACCUCACUGGCAAAAGUAUCACCAUUUCUCGUGGCCAAAGUUCUUGAACAGGUCAUAGGCAAAUCCUAUCAAGCAAGAAAGCUGAACUCUGGUUCCAUCCAAGUAGAAGUACAUACAAAGCAGCAAAGCAUAGCACUUCAGGCACUGAAAGAGAUAGGGGACACACUUGUAUCAGUCAGUACACAUCGUACACUGAACAUUGUAAAGGGCGUAAUUUCAGAGGAUGAACUGCUUUCCUGUUCUGAAUCUGAAAUUGAAGACGGUAUGAACGAACAAGGAGUUGUCACAGCAAAACGAAUAUUCAUCCGCAGAGACGGCAAAGAGAUCCCGACUAAACAUAUCAUACUAUCAUUCAAACUUCACUCACUGCCCUCAAGUAUCAACGCCGGCUACCUUAAUUGUAAUGUAAGAGCAUACGUCCCAAACCCAAGGCGCUGCUUUAAGUGUCAGCGCUUUGGGCACAGUUCACAAGUCUGCCGUGGCCAUCCUGUUUGCCCAAAGUGUGCAGGGAAGGACCAUACACCAGAAACCUGUAACAACGAAUUCCAUUGUGCAAACUGUGAGGGAAACCAUCCGGUGUACUCAAGAUCAUGUCCCCGUUGGAAAGACGAGAAGCAGAUAAUUCGAAUCAAGACCGAACAGAAUCUCACAUACAAAGCUGCAAAGGCACAACUUGACUUUGCAAAGAAGGGUAGUUUUUCCGACGUGGUGCGCAGGGGGGUGGCACCACCGAGGAGGUCUGUGGAGACUCAGACCUGUUUUCAGGAAACUGAGACUCCACUCCACACCCCCCAGCAGGAUGUGGGAGACACACAAGUGCCUCCCACGUUGCCAGUGGCCAAUCAAGAGACUGGCCACAACAAAGGAGCCACGACCUCGUCCAAGGUCGAUGGCGCACAGUCUGUCUGGGACGGGAACGUAAAGGUCCCUUCCCAAAUAUCUCAUAGUAUGGACGUCGAUGAGGAUGACUGCAUGUCGCAGAAGUCUUCAUCGAGUGUAUCCAACUUGCCUGGGAAAGAAAAAAGAGAGAGAAGAGAUAAAGGGAGAGGUAGGGGCUCAAAGCCUAACGCCCCUCCCAAUGAGCAGCGAAGGCCUGUCCCCCAAAGGGUGCUGCCACCUUAA
Messenger RNA from Ornithodoros turicata, 1305 nucleotides. RefSeq lists its product as uncharacterized. The coding region runs from base 1 to 1305 and encodes 434 amino acids. The transcript has a single exon. NCBI's taxonomy places the organism in Eukaryota, Metazoa, Arthropoda, Arachnida, Ixodida, Argasidae. The record is from RefSeq and is a predicted model, not a curated record.